GUGUGUUCGGAUCUGGCUCCGCCUUUGCUCCUCUUUUGGCCUUUGCCCUCGUUGGGGCGGGACUUCCUGUCUCGUGUGUCCAAGGGCUUCCAAAGUGAGGCCUGGCGCUGAGGGCAAGUCUGUCAGGCGGUGUGGCAGCGGGUACGGCCGCGAAUUAGCUCGGGCGUAGUGUACGGGUACUCGUCCACUCCUUCUUGCAGUUAUCCUCGCUCUUCUCCCACGGCGCCUCCGGGAGGCCUUGGCGCCCUGAGCGCCCAAGCGAGUGUCUGUCGGCAGGUUCGUAGAGGGCCAUGGAGGUGCCGCCGCCGGCGCCACGGAGCUUCCUCUGCAGGGCGCUGAGUCCUUUCCCUCGGGUCUUUGCUGCCGAAGCUGUGGCCGCCGAUCCCAAGGCUCUUGUGAAAGACCAGAAGCUGCCUUCCUACGUCCCAGAACCCCAAAACCCGGAAUCCGGAUGGGACCGCCUCCGAGAGCUGUUUGUCAAAGAUGAGCAGCAGAGAACGUCAAAAGAACUUCAGGAUAUUUACAAGGCGGCAAUUUCAGCAGGCGUCAUUGGCUGGGCAUAUGGGGGGAUACCAGCUUUUAUUCAUGCUAAACAGCACUAUAUUGAGCAGAGCCAAGCAGAAGUUUACCACAACCAGCUUGAUGCAGUGCAAUCUGCACAUCGUGCUGCCACACGAGGCUUCAUCCGGUACGGCUGGCGCUGGAGUUGGAGAACGGCCAUGUUUGUGACUAUAUUCAAUACAGUGAACACUGGUCUAAAUGUGUACCGAAAUAAAAAUGCCCUAAGCCAUUUUGUCAUUGCAGGAGCUAUCACUGGAAGUCUUUUUAGGAUAAACUUAGGCCUGCAUGGCUUGGUAGCUGGUGGCAUAAUUGGAGCCUUGCUGGGCACUCCUAUAGGAAGCCUGUUGAUGGCACUUCAGAAGUACUGUGGUGAGACAGUUCAGGAGAGAAAACAGAAGGAUCAAAAAGCACUCCAGGAGCUGAAACUGGAAGAGCGGAAAGCCAGACUACACUUUACUGAGCUCCUCCCUGAAGAAAUUGAAAGUAAUUUACAGAAAAAUCGAUCCAAGGCCGAUGCUAAGAAGAUUGAAGCACUGCUAAGUCUUCCUAGAAACCCUUCGUCAGCAGAUAAACAAGACAAAGACUGAACAUACUCUGGACUUAAAACUCGUUGGAGAGUUGAAAGCUGUGUUGCUAUGUCCAUUGAAUGCCAGUUAGUUGGGCUGCUGACAGAUGUAAGUAUGGGCAUCUGUAGUGGCAGUGACUUGCUCUUACUUUUUUUUUUAACCAAGAAUUGGGCUACUGUACUCUUACUUUACUCAUCCUUAAAUUUAAGUACAUACUUUUAUCUACAUUGAUUGAUCUAUAUAUUUGACAUUAUAUCUAUAUUGAUUGAUCAAUAUAGAUUUCUUUUCCCUGGAUUAUACAAUAGUAAAUUAAGAUUUCCCAAAAUAUUAAAGUUGAAUUGUACAGGUUGUAAAUUUAUUCUUGUAGCCCUUUAAAAGAGUACUGUAGGGAUCACUAGGAAGGAGAGGAAGGAACCAGGUAAGGCAAACGGUCUGUGAAACCCUUGCACCCUUGAGUCUUAGAAACAGUAAGGACCUAAAUGUGUAGUCGUGUUUAGUUCUGUCUUAAUAAAAAUCAAAGAUGGUUCCUGUGCCAUUUGAAAUAAUAUAAAACUUAACAAAAAGGAAGUAGGUAAGCAUUAUUAAAGAAACAACCAACCUUGUUUCCUAUCUCAGUAAUGCUGACAAGUAUCUCUGCUAUAGUAUACAAGAGUUACUCAGAAUAGAUACACUGUCUCUACACUCCAGGAGCUUGCUGCCUGAGAAGGAGGCUGCCCUGCAGAUUAUAACUUUUACUCAGUGAGAGGUGAGAAUGACUGAAUUGAGUGUACUGAGAGGAAAAAACUGCUAGUGCUUUGUUUUGGGGUUAGACCUCUUGGUUCCUACUCUGAAAAUACUGUUGUUCACAUGAGCAGGGUUUGUGAAGCAGCCUAGAGUAGGGGCUAAAGCCGUGGGCUCUGGAGGCAGAACAACUGGCUUGGAAUCUCAGCCCUGGAGCUUUGCAGCCAUGUGACCUGCAGCCAAGCCAUUUUACUUUAAGUCUCAAGUUUUCUCAUCUGUCAAAUGAAACAGUAUCUACCUCAGAAUGAGUAUUAAAUGAAACGAUGUGUGUAAAACAUAGCACAAUGCAGUGGCACACAGGGCAUUAUCUAACAACAGGUAUUAGCAGUUAAAAGGAUACGCACCAGCACAUUUUCACCAUGAUUUACAUAUUAUUGCCACACUCCCAAAAGCAUGUUUUUCUUAAUUAUCCCAUUCAUAAAUUGCUGACAAAUUGGUACUUAGUCAAUCUGUUUAUUGUUCUGUUCACAACCACAUUGAGAUUAAAUCCUUCAACUUAUAAAAUUAGAUGGUUGGUUUUAAAAUAAUUUUAUUCAUAUCACAAAAAUAUCAGAAUAAUAAAAGUAAAAAAUACUACUUGAAAAAAUAGUAGUAACACAUUUAUUAAAUGUAAUAAGCAAUAAUUUACUAUAAUUUAUUUAAAGUACAAGUAAGCUGUCUCUUAGGUUUGUACUGUUUUGUGGUUACUUCUAGAGGUCUCCUUUUGAUCAUGUCCAAGGAUUAUGAAUCUUAACUAAUGUGGCAAUUCCUGGUGUGGUUUUUUUUUUUUGGUAGCUGUUUGUUUGUUUAAAUUCUUGUAAUUUUGUUCUGUGAGCAACCAUUUAAAAGUGUACCUCUGUUCCAUAGACUAUAUAGACUAAUCUAGCCCCUUUACAGCUACCAAAAUUAAACGUUUUAAAUCCAGCCCCGUUUGAGAAACUUGAUCAACUUGCUGUGCAACUCCAGAUUUUCAAAUGAGAAUGUCUGAUUGCCCCAGGUUAAAUCACGUCCACUCCUGGUCCAAUGAGCAUGGAAGGCAAUUUCAGAGAAAGAGGAGUCAUGAGUUAAGUGAUGUAGGAACAGCAGUUGGCCACUUCUUUCUUUUCAAUUCUCUGCUGAUGUCAGAGGGAUCCAGAAAUACCAUGGAGGAAAAGCCACUUUAGGAAUGUAAGGAAGCCCUAUGGAAUGCUAUUUUCAUUACUUCAAUCAAUUUCUGCUAAAGACAGCUUACUCUUUUGUACAUACAUAAAACCUAUCUCAUUUUAAAUGAGAACCUUCUCAUAAAGAUUUUACAAAUGAGAUUAAACUAGCAUAAAGCCAUUUAAGGAGAGUAUCAGUCCAAUGUGAACUAAACAAAUUAUCACUCUCCAACCUUACUAUUGCUUUGAGUUGUAAGUCCCCUACAUACCAACAUUCAAGUUGUGAACUGUUUUUUUUUUAAUUUAACUAAAAAUAAAUUUUAAUUCCUUUAUAUGUCUUUGAAGUAACAAAAUAGAUAUGCCAAUUUUUAUUACAAAAAUGAACUUAUGAAGCUGUUUUCAUUUGCAGUUACUUUCUAGAACAAGUUAUUGAUUAGUUCAUAAAUUUUAAAUAGAAAAAAAAGUUUGUGUGUGGUUUGUACACAUGCACAACUUUUGCUAAAUCUUUUCUUAGAGACGUUUGCAUUUUCCUCCUUAACAGUUUAUUGGUUGUGUCAGUCUUAACCACAGAGGUUAGCAGUGUGUAUUAAGUAUUUUGCUAUGCCCUUGUUCUCUAAUACAGUAUUUGCUUUGGCUUACCAACUUUUUUCCAAGGAAUUAUCAAGAAGCAUUCAUCUGGGCUUUUCAUAGUAUUGAUUUAUUUUUUAGUUGCUCCUUUUAAAAGAAAAAAAAACAGUUCAACAAAAUCUAUUCUUGUUUGACCUAUGAUCUGCUAAGUUUGAUUUACUUUACAAAACAAAAAAUAAAGUCAUUCUGUUUGCAUUUA
Messenger RNA from Orcinus orca (killer whale), 3851 nucleotides. It is a transcript of the gene TIMMDC1, whose product is annotated as translocase of inner mitochondrial membrane domain containing 1. The transcript has 7 exons. The record is from RefSeq and is a predicted model, not a curated record. Lineage: Eukaryota; Metazoa; Chordata; Mammalia; Artiodactyla; Delphinidae. Gene Ontology annotation, cellular component: mitochondrion. Bases 291 to 1148 code for a protein of 285 amino acids.